Messenger RNA from Lodderomyces beijingensis, 3789 nucleotides. The record is from the annotation of a GenBank genome assembly. Lineage: Eukaryota; Fungi; Ascomycota; Pichiomycetes; Serinales; Debaryomycetaceae.
AUGGGACGGUUCAAGUUUGGAAAGAAAGCCAUCCAGCAACAACAAGACGCUGAACGUGCAGGCUCGCCACCAGUUUUGACCGAGUCGCAACAACAGAACCUCGACAAGAAGCGCAAGUCGAGAAUCAAGUCGUCAACUACUGCUGCUGCCGAUUUUUUGAGUUCUCCGCCACGGUCGCCUUCUUCUUCCUUCAAGAGACGGUCCUUCACUUCGAAGCUCCUGGCCCACAGCGCAAGUCCGGCCAAUCGCCACCAGCACGCCUUUGUUGAAGACGACGGCGUCCACGACGGCGUCCACGACGAGCCCAUUGACGCGGACCACCACCACCCCCACCACGUUGUGUCUCCUUUGGCGAAGAAAACAAUGCCACUGAUCCAGGAGCCUUUGCCCUACCCCCAGUCCGCCGACGUUGGCGCUGUCGGGUUGAACUCCCCAUCUUACAAUCGCAAGCCACUCCCCCGUGCUGCAACAGCAGUUGCAGGAGUGUCUAGCCCCUGGAACCGAUUCAAGAUUUUUGACUCGCCUUUCCCAAGAUACCGACACGCAGCCUCGUCUAUUACAAGUGACAAGAAUGAGUUGUUCAUCAUGGGUGGCCUCAAGGAGGGCUCGGUUUUUGGCGACACUUGGAAAAUUGUGCCUCAGGAAGGACACGAUGGUGAGGUGUUGAGCUACAUUGCUGAGAAUAUCGAGAUUGCCAACAAUAACAGCCCCCCUGCUAGGGUGGGACACUCGUCGGUGUUGUGCGGGAAUGCGUUUAUCAUAUAUGGCGGAGACACGGUCGAGACGGAUGAAGAUGGCUUCCCCGACAAUAACUUUUAUUUAUUCAACAUCAACAAUAACAAGUACACCAUCCCGGCCCACAUUCAGAACAAGCCCAACGGCAGAUAUGGCCACACGUUGGGGGUCAUUUCCUUGAACAAUUCAUCGUCAAGACUCUACUUGUUUGGAGGACAAUUGGAGAAUGACGUGUUUAACGACUUGUACUAUUUCGAGUUGAACUCGUUUAAAUCGCCAAAGGCAAGCUGGAAGUUGGUUUACCCGCUCAAUAACUUUAAGCCACCGCCCUUGACAAACCACUCGAUGUCGGUGCACGAUAACAAAAUCUAUGUAUUUGGCGGUGUCUACAAUAAUGAACGCGUCUCGAACGAUUUGUGGGUGUUUGACCCCGAAGAAGAGAAAUGGACGCAGGUGGAAACUACCGGUACCGUUCCAUUGCCAGUCAAUGAACACUCUAGCUGUGUCGUGAAUGACAAGUUGUACAUUUACGGAGGCAACGACUUUAGCGGCAUCAUUUACAGUGCAUUGUAUGUGUUGGAUUUGAACACUAUGGUUUGGUUUAAAUUGGCCGAAAGCGCAGAGGAAAAUGGUCCUGGUCCAAGAUGCGGCCACUCCAUGACUUUUUUGCCUAAAUACAACAAGAUUAUAAUCAUGGGGGGCGACAAGAAUGACUAUAUUGCACGCGAGCCCGACAAUUUUGACACGUAUGAGACUUUUAACGGAGUCGAGGUUGGCACCAUGAUUUACGAGUUGGACACUGCCACUGUGGAUCAGUUUAUGGCUGAACCUGUUGAGAAUGCUAAGAAGCCAAGAAAGAUGGCUGCUUCAGCAGCUCCAAAAGAAAGUGAAUUUGGCGGUCGUUAUGACCGUCACGCUAGAAGUUUUUCUGCCGGCCCAGAAGAUUACGCAACACCUCGUGCUUCUCCACCACCAGACACCCGACACGACUUUCAGGAACAAGAACCUCACUCAUCAUCACCACCACCAUCAGCGGCUGCUGGUGCUGCUGGUGCUGGUGCUGCUGGUGCUGCUGGUGCUAAGACUGUUGAUCACUUUGAUCAUGAUGGUUUGACUAGUCCUUACAAUAACAAGGAGCUCAUAACACCCCAGGAUACUCCAGUGGAGACCACCAACGGCCAUUUCAGUGAUAUCAAAGACGAUGAUAUCGAAGACGAGGAGCCACAAUACGAGAGACGAAUGUCCCUUGAUCCUCGUUUUGGCCGCGAGGAAAUCAAGGAGGAACCCGUGUCGAAUGGUGUCUCUGGAGCCGGCGUUGCUGCUGCAUUUGCCGCUGCUGGUGCCGCUGGUGCUGCUGCUGGCCACACGGAUGCCAUUGCUCACGAUUCGGAUAACGACACUAUUGGCAAAUCGCCUCCUGUACUCACCAGCCGAGCUUUCAAUGACCAUUCAUACACGCAGGAGUCGCACUACCCUGAAGAUAAUGACGAAUCUCACUACAUGAACCAAACAACUUAUGAGAAGAAGGAGUCUUAUUACAAUGAUGAGGAUGCAGAAUCACACUAUAACCAAAGAGAUUCGACGUAUUACCAACAAUCUCACUAUAACGAAGAACAAGAGCAGGAAGAGGCUGCUGCUGAGGCUGAGACUGAAACUGAGACUGAGGCGCCACUACGCGGAUUCGGUAUCACGGCGCCAAAGUUGCAACCGGUUGAAAAGUCAUCGACGUCGUCGUCGACAGAGAAUGACGCCAAGGUCAAGAAGAUUAUUGCCGAGUUGACCAACGAAUUGGUGCAGCUCAAGCAGUCGACCAAGGAGCAGAUGCAAAAGGCUACUGAAAAGAUUGAGCUUCUCGAGCAGCAGAAUGCCGACAAGCAAGCUUCCCACGAGCGCGAUGUCAAGAACUAUACCCAGCAGCUUCAUCAACAAGACAGUAUGAUUGCCGAGUUGAAGAGCUCUCUCGACCCUAGCGCUUGGGAUCCAGAGGCUCCAACUCCCAAGGGCAAUCUUUCCGAUUUGACCAAAUAUAGACUCGAGAGGUUGGAAUUGAACAAUAAAUUGGUCUAUUUGGAACAAGAGAAUGAAAACAUGAAGAAGAAACUUGGCGAGUUUGAGCCAUUUAUGAAUAACCAAAUUGGCCAAUUGGACAAGUUUCAAAAAGUGAUCAAGGUUCAAGAAGACCAGAUUGACAAAUUAACCGACCAAGUUCGCGAUCAACAGCUGUUGAAUCGGGAGAUUAACGACUGGAAAGCCAAGUUUCAGAAUUUGGAGUUGGAGUAUGCCAAUUACAAGGCCAUUCACAAUGACGAUCAACUCGACCUUGAAGGACACGAGGAGCUCAAUGAAGAUGGUGCUUCCAUCAGCGACAAGUCGAUUUUAAGUCGGGCCAAAUCCAGAAAAGACAUUUCCUCGCGCUUGGAAAACCUCGUGAGCAUCUGGAACGCUAAGCAGCUCCAACAGCAAUCCGAGACAGGCAGAGAAGUCUCGCCCGCGGUAUUGACCCCCGAGAAUAACCCCGUUGUCGCGAAGUUGCAACUGCAAGUGGACGCCUUGAUUAGAAUCGGCAAGCAGAACGACGAGACGUCGCUGAUUGAAAUUGAAAAUCUCCGCAAGGAGCUCGAGCUGAAGUUGCUCACCGUGCGCAACUUGGAAGAAAACUACAAGGAGUCAUUGCAAUCGGUCAAGAACACCUCGAAAGCGCUCAAGCUCAAUCAAGACGAAUUGAACCAUCAACGCCACUUGAUGGAAAAACUAACGAGAGAAAACAACGAGCUCAGGAUGUACAAACGCGCCAGCUCCAAAAGGAAUGCCGCUUUGAGCCUGGCUACCCCCAGCAGCAAUUUUGAUGAAGGUCUGGGAUUCGCCACCCCCAAGGAAAGCGACGACGACGAAGACGACGACGACGAUGAAGAACCAGUCAUAUCGAGCGCCCAUUACAAUAUGAAGAUUAAGGAUCUCGAAGCCGACUUGUAUAUCCUUAAGCAGGAACGAGACCAAUUGAAGGACAAUGUCACCUCGUUGCAGAAACAGUUGUAUUUAGCUACCAAUAAGUAA